Molecule: messenger RNA, 2472 nt
Organism: Oreochromis aureus
Lineage: Eukaryota; Metazoa; Chordata; Actinopteri; Cichliformes; Cichlidae
Gene: kcnk6
Product: potassium channel, subfamily K, member 6
Exons: 3
Coding region: 242-1192 (316 amino acids)
Biological process (GO): potassium ion transmembrane transport; stabilization of membrane potential
Cellular component (GO): membrane
Molecular function (GO): potassium ion leak channel activity
Source: RefSeq, a predicted model, not a curated record
GGGACGGUUGUGUGACGGGAAAGAUGUGAUCAUUUAAGUCUAAUAAACGAAUAAAGGCACCUGGAUUUGUGCAGGACCCAGGAUGCAAAACGGACUCUGAGCUGAACACACCCCCUGUCCCUGCUGUGGGAGGAGGAUGCAGUGACAAGGAGGGGUUCAAGUUCAAUUAGGACUGCCCCCGAAAAGUUCCCACACAAAGAGGAAAAGAGAGGAACAAAGAGGGUAGCUCCAGAACUAAAACAUGGCUUUAGUAGGCAGGUCGUGGCUGCUGCUCAUAGGCUUUAUAUUGUUUUAUGUCAUCUACCUGCUGUUCGGAGCCCUGAUUUUCUCCACCAUCGAGCGGCCGAUGGAGGACAAGCUGCGACUUGAAGUGGAAGUUCUGAAGCAGGAGUUUCUGAACCAGAGCUGCGUCAGCGCCGCGUCCCUCGAAAACUUUCUGUUCAAAGUGCUGGCGGCCAACAAGUACGGCGUCUUCGUCCUCAAAAACGCCUCCGCUACCUCAAACUGGGACCUGGCAUCGUCCAUGUUCUUCGCCAACACUCUGGUCACCACUGUCGGUUAUGGUCACUCCACUCCUCUGUCUGACACUGGAAAAGCUUUCUCCAUCUUCUACGCCUUGUUAGGAGUUCCCUUCACCAUGCUGGUGCUCACCGCCUGCGUCCAGAGGCUCCUGUACCCUCUGGUCCUCGCUCCGGUGAGCCUGCUUCAGCGGUCAGGCCUGGAGCCUCGGCCCGCCACUGCCGUCCACUUUGUGUUGCUGCUGUUUCUGGUGGUGCUGUGCUUUUUUUUGGUGCCAGCAGCCAUCUUCACCAAGGUGGAGGGGUCCUGGAGCUUUUUGGAUGGCAUCUACUUCUGUUUCAUCUCUCUGUGCACCAUUGGACUGGGGGAUUUUGUGCCAGGGAUGCAGCCAGAGCAGAAGUAUAGGACACUGUAUCUUGGUGCUGUCAUGGUGUACCUGUUCUUGGGUCUGAUGAUGAUGUACCUCCUGCUACGCACCUUCCACAAGAUGUCUGACGUGCAUGGCCUGACCACCUUGCUGCAGCUGCCACGCUGUGAAGAUUCUGACCCGGAUGAGGACAGAGAGCCCAUCGUGGAUCACGCCGAGAGUCCCCAGAGGCAGACAGAAAAGGGUGCCAGCAAUCACCUUGAGCCGGGAUCACAGGUGUCCUACAACACCAUCAACAAGGGCUGAGCUGUGAGGACAGAGAGAAAAGGGAAACAAGCUCCAUCUCUCACAAAUCCCUACGUCUUGAACCACUGAUGGAACAUGAGGACUUGGUAGGCUGAUUCUGAAUUCUUGUCUCAGUUCUCUUUUUUUUUUCCCCCCCUUCUUGUUAAUUUUUCUUCCUUUUCAACUCAUUUAAAAAAUCCAUUGGGGGAAAUAUUAAAGAGGAUUGAGAUGAGUUUUAGGAUUGAGUAUUUGAGAGAGAGGGGGCCACCAAAGAGUUUAGGAGUGGGUAUCGCACCUCGUGUUGCACACAGGGACAGAUUCUCCCAACCAGGGCUAAAAGAAAAACAUUUCCCUCAUACACAGCGGUGUAACUGUGCUGUUUACAGUCUCAGGAUUGCACAUGAUGGGCUUCGGCCUAAAACUUCUGAUGGGGUUUAGUUGUUUUUUUGCUAUUUUUGUUUCCUCUUUGGUCUUCUUGCUUGUCUGCCGCAGGUUUGUGUCACUGACAAACAAAUGUUGUCUUUAAUGUAUUUGUGCUGAAGCUGAAUAUUUUACUUUUUUAUGUAGGUGCAUUCAUUGUUUAUCUCCUUCUUCUUCUUCUUCCUGGUCAGAACACCUCCCAUCUAUCCAUCCAUCCAUGUUCAUAGCACUGAUCAGACUUGAGCUAGUUUGAACCUUUCCAUCUUUAUACCACGAAUGAUCACAACUGCAGUAAAUUAAAGUUAUUAAAGCUUGAGAUCAUUACCUCAGAUUGAGUAUUUGAAGCAGCAGGAGCGUUAAGGGGAAUCUUAUUUAAUGAGACAUUGUGAAAGUAGUAGUUUUUAUGUGGGUCGGUCAUGAAGAGCAAAGAAGCCACAGAUGAGCGGUUUACCUCCUGCUUUAUGCUGCUGCCCCCUAGCGUCUGUCUGUAUGUAAUGCAACAUAUUGAUAAUUAUGUCUUUAAAUGUUCAACAUAAGAAUGGAGGGAGUGAACAAAGGAUGAAGAAAAGAAAAUGACACCAGAUAAAUAAAAUUGAGCGUUUAAUUGUGGUGAAUAAUUUUAAGAGAGAACCAAAUUUCAAAUAGAAACCUGUCCACAUCUGUGACUUCAAACAUCUGGAAUGGUGUCGAUCAGAGAAACACUUGAAAUGCACUUUAAUGGUAAAACUGAUGUGAAUAGUAAAGUUAGGUAAAAGUAGUGAAGUUAUCCAAUACUGUAAAAUAAGUUGUCUUUGUGUGUUUGUGUGUGUGUUGUAGUGUAGUUAAAUGUAACUUGUAUUCACUUUGAAAAGUUGUAAAUUAAAGAAACUUUGUAAUAUGUU